Messenger RNA from Nycticebus coucang (slow loris), 3929 nucleotides. RefSeq names its product patched 2 (gene PTCH2). Gene Ontology annotation, biological process: smoothened signaling pathway. Gene Ontology annotation, cellular component: plasma membrane. The record is from RefSeq and is a predicted model, not a curated record. NCBI's taxonomy places the organism in Eukaryota, Metazoa, Chordata, Mammalia, Primates, Lorisidae. Gene Ontology annotation, molecular function: smoothened binding; hedgehog receptor activity; hedgehog family protein binding.
AUGGCUCAGGCGUCACCUCUCGGAGAGCUGUCCCUAAGCUACCCAGGUCCACUUCGAACCGCAGCACCCCAGAUCAUAGCCGGGAGCCUGAAGGCUCCGCUAUGGGUUCGUGCUUACUUCUAGGGCCUGCUCUUCUCUCUGGGCUGCGACAUCCAGAGACACUGUGGCAAAGUGCUCUUCUUGGGACUGCUGGCCUUUGGGGCCUUGGCACUAGGUCUCUGUGUAGCCAUUAUUGAGACAGACCUGGAACAGCUCUGGGUAGAAGGUGAGUUUGUAGACACCAGCCAUAGCUGCUUGGGUAUGGCCCAAAAUAAAAACAGGGUGAGAUGCUGGCCCUGGGACUGGUGGGGCACCUGCCAGCCAGAGCCUGUAUACCUAGCCAAGGCUCAGCUCAUGUUGAUUUUCAUUUUUAAGUUUUUGCCCCAAACCCAGCCAACUUGGUUCAUGCUUAAACCCUGGGAUUUGAACAAAAUCUGCUACAAGUCAGGAGUUCCCCUUAUUGAAAAUGGAAUGAUUGGGGCGAUGAUUGAGAAGCUGUUUCCAUGUGUGAUCCUCACCCCCCUCAACUGCUUCUGGGGGGGAGCCAAACUCCAAGGGGGCUCUGCCUACUUGCCGGGCCACCCUGAUAUCCAGUGGACCAACCUGGAUCCAGAGCAGCUGCUAGAGGAGCUGGGCCCCUUUGCCUCCCUUGAGGGCUUCCGAGAGCUGUUAGACAAGGCACAGGUGGGCCAGGCCUACAUGGGGCAGCCCUGUCUACACCCUGAUGACAUUCAUUGCCCACCUAGUGCUCCCAACCAUCACAGCAGACAGGCUCCCAGUGUGGCUCAAGAGCUAAGCAAGGGCUGCCACAGCUUCUCCCACAAAUUUAUGCACUGGCAGGAGGAGUUGCUGCUGGGAGUCAUGGCCAGAGACCCCCAAGGAUAGCUGCUGAGGGCAGAGGCCCUACAGAGCACCUUCCUGCUGAUGAGUCCUCACCAGCUGUAUGAGCAUUUCCGGGGUGACUACCAGAUACAUGACAUUGGCUGGAGUGAGGAGCAAGCCGAAGUGCUACAGGCCUGGCAGAGGCGCUUUGUGCAGCUGGCCCAGGAGGCUCUGCCUGAGAACUCAUCCCAGCAGAUUCACGCCUUCUUCUCCACCACCCUUGAUGACAUCCUGCAUACAUUCUCUGAAGUCAGUGCUGCCCGUGUGGUGGGAAGCUAUCUGCUCAUGCUGGCCUAUGCCUGUGUGACAAUGCUGCGGUGGGACUGUACCCAGUCCCAGGGUGCUGUGGGCCUUGCUGGGGUGCUGCUGGUGGCCCUGGCAGUGGCCUCAGGCCUUGGACUCUGUGCCCUGCUUGGCAUCACCUUCAAUGCUGCCACUACCCAGGUGCUGCCCUUCCUUGCGCUAGGAAUCGGUGUGGACGACAUAUUCCUGCUGGCACAUAUCUUCACAGAGGCUCCACCUGGCACCCCUCUCCAGGAGCCCACGGGAGAGUGUCUACAGCACACAGGCACCAGUGUUGCACUCACAUCCACCAACAACAUGGUUGCCUUCUUCAUGGCUGCCCUAGUUCCCAUCCCUGCCCUUCAGGCCUUCUCCCUGCAGGCAGCCAUCGUGGUUGGCUGCACCUUUGCAGCCGUGAUGCUUGUCUUCCUAGCCAUCCUCAGCCUGGACCUGCGCCAGCGCCACUGCCAGCGCCUGGAUGAACUCUGCUGCUUCUCUAGCCCCUACUCUGCUCAGCUGAUUCAGAUUCUGCCCCAGGAACUGGGGGAUAGGACAGUGCCAGUGGGCAUUGCCCACCUGACCACCAUAGUUCAAGCCUUUACUCACUAUGAAGCCAGCAGCCAGCAUGUGGUCACCAUUCUGCCUCCCCAAGCCCACUUGGGGCCCCCACCUUCUGACCCAUUCAGCUCUGAGCUCUUAAGCCCCAGAGGGUCCACCCGGGACCUUAUAGGUCAGGAGGAGGGAACAAGGCAGAAGGCAGCCUACAAUUCCCUACCCUGUGCCCGCUGGACUCUUGCUCAUUUUGCUCGCUAUCAGUUUGCACCCUUGAUGCUCCAGUCACAUGCCAAGGCCAUGGUGCUGGUGCUUUUUGGAGCUCUUUUAGGGCUGAGCCUGUAUGGAACCACUUUGGUGCAAGACGGGCUGGCCUUGACAGAUGUGGUACCUCAAGGCACCAAGGAGCAUGCCUUCCUGAGCACCCAGCUCAGGUACUUCACCCUGUAUGAGGUGGCCCUGGUGACUCAGGGUGGCUUUGACUAUGCCCACUCCCAACGUGCCCUCUUUGAUCUGCACCAGCACUUCAGCUCCCUCAAGACUGUGCUGCCCCCACCUGCCACCCAGGUACCCCGCACCUGGCUGCAUUAUUACUGCGAUUGGCUACAAGGAAUCCAGGCUGCAUUUGACCAGGACUGGGCUUCUGGGCACAUUACCCUCUACUCAUACUGCAAUGGCUCUGAGGACAGGGCCCUGGCCUACAAGCUGCUCAUCCAGACUGGGGAUGCCCAGGAGCCUCUGAAUUUCGACUAGCUGACCACAAGGAAGUUGGUGGACAAAGAGGGGCUGAUUCCACCAGAGCUCUUCUACAUGGGACUGUGGGUGAGCAGUGACCCCCUGGGUUUGGCAGCUUCUCAGGCAAACUUCUACCCCCCACCUCCUGAAUGGUUGCACGACAAAUACGACACCACUGGGGAGAACUUUCACAUCCCACCAGCUCAGCCCCUGGAGUUCGCCCAGUUCCCCUUCCUGCUUUAUGGCCUCCAGAAGACUGCAGACUUUGUGGAGGCCAUUGAGGGGGCCUGGGCAGCAUGUGAAGAGGCAGGCCAGGCUGGGGUUCACGCCUACCCCAGUGGGUCCCCCUUCCUCUUUUGGGAGCAAUAUUUGAGUCUGCGGCACUGCUUCCUGCUGGCUGUCUGCAUCCUACUGGUGUGCACUUUCCUCCUCUGUGCCCUCCUGCUAUUCAACCCCUGGACAGCUGGCCUCAUAGUGCUAGUGCUGAUGAUGAUGACCGUGGAGCUAUUUGGUAUCAUGGGUUUCCUGGGCAUCAAGCUGAGCGCCAUUCCGGUGGUGAUCCUCAUAGCAGGAGGGAUUGGUGUCGAGUUCAUAGUCCACAUGGCUUUGGGGGGCAGUUCUAGGACUACUCUGUUCUCCCAGGGUAGCCAGAACCUACAGGCAGCCUGUUCCCUUGAGCACACAUUUGCUCCUGUGACUGGUGGAGCCAUCUCUACAUUGCUGGGUCUGCUCAUGCUCACUGGUUGCAACUUUGACUUCAUCAUAAGGUACGUUUUCGUGGUGCUGACAGUGCUCACAUUCCUGGGACUCCUCCAUGGACCUGUGCUGCUGUCCAUCCUGGGCCCCCCACCAGAGGUGGUACAAAUGUACAAGGAGAGCCCUGAGGUCCCGAGCCCCUCAGCUCCACCUGGGGGUGGGCUCAGGUAGGGGAUGUCCCCCACCCUGCCCCAGAGCUUUGCCAGAGUAACUACCUCCAUGACUUUGGCCCUGAACCCACUCCCACUGCCUGGUGCCUAUAUCCAUCCAACCUCUGAUGAACCCACUUGGUCCCUUGCUGCCAUCCCAGCUGCCACUGACUCUGACGAUUUCAGUUCUAGGGGAUCAUGCCCAGCCACUGAGUAAAAGUGCAAAUGAAGCAUGGAGAGCUUGCUUUGGCCACAUAAAGUCACUGGGAGGCAAUGGGUUGAGUAUUGAAUGUAGGACGCACCCGCGGAGGGCCCUGCUGCUGCUGCUGCAUCCCCUCCCCUGACUCAGUAUCACAGACCUCCCUGAUAUCCAUACAGAACAGCCUCCCCUAGGCUGUAAGCAGCCUUGCACACUCAGGCCUGUGUGUCAGGUGGAGUGAAAGCCAGUGCAUCAGACUGCCAUGCAGCCCUGUCACUCACCUGCCCCACACUGCUGCCCACGCAACAGACCAAGUCUGAGGAAUCCUUGAGCAA